GAGCUUUCCAAUUUUCCAUUCAAACAAAAUAAAUAUCCAUCCUUUUCCACAGAUAAAGGAAACUCUUGGUGGGGGCUUCUGGGAUUUUGCUUUUUGUAUUCCUAAAUCCAAUAAACACCCAAAGAAGCCGCGUCUUUGAAUUAUUUAUAGAGAUCGAUCAGAAAUCAAGGAAACAGGGUGACCUGAGAAAAGGGUAGGUUUGUGAUUUGGGGGUUAUUGAAAUAAAAUGGCGAAUCUGUAUGUGAAAGCGGCACCACCGGCUGAUCUGAACCGGAACACCGAGUGGUUCAUGUACCCAGGGGUAUGGACUACCUAUAUUCUAAUCCUCUUCUUCGCUUGGCUCCUCGUUCUCUCAAUCUUCGGUUGCUCUCCUGGCAUGGCCUGGACCGUUGUCAAUCUCUCUCACUUCCUCGUGACAUACCACUUCUUUCACUGGAAGAAAGGAACCCCAUUUGCUGAUGAUCAAGGGAUUUACAAUGGCUUGACUUGGUGGGAGCAGAUAGACAAUGGAAAGCAACUCACACGCAAUAGGAAGUUUCUUACUGUUGUACCUGUUGUGCUGUACUUGAUAGCAUCGCAUACAACCGACUACCAACAUCCUAUGCUCUUUCUGAACACGCUUGCAGUCCUUGUGCUCGUCAUUGCUAAGUUCCCCAACAUGCACAAGGUCCGGAUCUUUGGAAUCAAUGCAGAUAAGUGAGGGAUUGUGGUC
Molecule: messenger RNA, 712 nt
Organism: Hibiscus syriacus
Lineage: Eukaryota; Viridiplantae; Streptophyta; Magnoliopsida; Malvales; Malvaceae
Product: ORM1-like protein 3
Exons: 4
Coding region: 227-700 (157 amino acids)
Biological process (GO): ceramide metabolic process; negative regulation of ceramide biosynthetic process; intracellular sphingolipid homeostasis
Cellular component (GO): endoplasmic reticulum membrane
Source: RefSeq, a predicted model, not a curated record